Messenger RNA from Aureobasidium subglaciale EXF-2481, 2202 nucleotides. RefSeq lists its product as uncharacterized. The record is from RefSeq and is a predicted model, not a curated record. The transcript has a single exon. Bases 88 to 1998 code for a protein of 636 amino acids. NCBI's taxonomy places the organism in Eukaryota, Fungi, Ascomycota, Dothideomycetes, Dothideales, Saccotheciaceae.
GGAAGGAGGUAUUGAACCCCGCUCCUACAACCUCGCAUCAUUCCCCAGAUAUCAUCAUCUUGUCUGUACGACUGAUUACAUACAACAAUGGGUCCGGAAAGUGCUCUGCCGUGCUCGCCAGAGUUUGAGAGCUCAGAGCAAUAUGUCGAAUCACUACUGGACUUUAUUGGAUCGUCAGAACUAUUACACACUCUUUGCGGUGGUGUUCAUGUUUUGGACUUCUUCACAAGAAAGCCGGAUCUAUAUUCUUUGGUCAUAGCUCCGGAAUGGCGAUCUUUCUUCAAAGAGCAUGACAUAAUGGACAUCCUGGAUCUACUCAUGCGAGAGGACUUGGGAAAAUUCAGCCAGCAAGCAGAUUUUUGGAGAGAAGGUCCAGUACCGCCGGAAAGUUUAUUACGAUACAUCAAGCAAAUCAGGAAACUAUCUUUGCGACGUGAGCAUACACCUAUUCACAGAAAGGAUGAACACGGAGCAAAUGGACCCAAGACUUCACAUACUCUGGCACGACAAGUUGCAGUUGGAAUGAAUAUCAAAAAAAUCCACGAAGUUGAUAAUCUCUGUCGUUACUUGGAUAAAUUGACCACUGAGUACGCCGAAUCUAGACAUUCUGAACUCACACAUCUGGUCGAUUUUGGAGCUGGACAGAAUUACUUGGGCAGAGCGCUGGCGUCAGAACCCUACAACAAGAAUGUGAUUGCUUUGGAGAGCCGCGCCCACAAUAUCGAAGGAGCGAGGAACUGGGAUGUGCUUGCCAAACUAGCCCCAAAACAACAGAUUAUGAGGAAUAAGAAAGAAUGGAGAAUCCAACAACAAGCAAUGGCGGCCGAGCAAGGUAUCUCGGAGAAGGAACUGCAAAAAUUGGAUCUCAAAGGAGAAAGAGAGUCCCAAGCAGGAGUACCUGCCGAAGAAGAAACCGCACAGGCGACACUGAAAAUCUCGAACUCAGGAGUCGGAAGCAUCCAAUACGUCGAGCACUACAUCAAGGAUGGUGAUCUUUCGAAAGUAGUACCACAAAUCGUUGAUCAAGACGCUGUCCGCGAGAAGGUCAGCGAUGACAUUACAGCAACCAGAUCGGAAGCACCCACCUCCAAACAAAUUCCCGACAACUUCAUCGAAGGAAACCUACAGAUCGACGACUCAAUCAAAGCACAAGACCCGAGACUCCUAGUAAUCUCACUCCAUAGCUGUGGUAAUCUGGUCCACCACGGCAUCCGCUCUCUUCUUCUUAAUCCGUCUGUCUCAGCCGUCGCGCUAGUUGGAUGUUGCUAUAACCUCAUAUCUGAACGUCUUGGCCCUCCAACCUACAAGAUUCCAUCCCUUCGAACCGAUCACCCACGUCUCGCCGAAACAGCCGCAGCCUGUGAUCCUCACGGGUUCCCAAUGUCUUCACGUCUCUGCAAUGAAGACACAACCACAGGAAAAGGUCUUCGUCUAAACAUCACUGCCCGCAUGAUGGCUGUGCAGGCACCGCAGAAUUGGGGAAAGAAAGAUAGUGAAUCCUUCUUCAAGCGACACUUCUAUCGUGCUCUACUGCAGAGGAUUUUCAUGGAUAAAAGCAUCAUUCAAGCGCCCGAACCUGUCGAUGUGGAAAACAAUAAUGGCAGUCCACUGGGCUGGUCAGCUGGUGGUGGCACUGCGCCCAUCAUCCUUGGCUCCUUGCGAAAAUCUUGCUAUGUGUCUUUCGUCGCAUAUGUCCGCGGUGCGUUGGAAAAACUUGUCAACGACCCUGAGCGUGGAGACUUGUUCAAAGAGAGAAUGGCAAUCAUGACCGAUGAAGAAAUUAACAACUAUGAGGAAACAUUUGCCGAGAGAGGCAAGGAGUUGAGUGUAGUGUGGAGUUUGAUGGCUUUCAGCGCUGGUGUAAUUGAAGCUGCUAUUGUGGUCGAUAGAUGGUUGUUCCUCAAGGAGCAGGACGAGGUUGCUGAUGCUUGGGUUGAGCCUGUGUUUGAAUUCAAGCACAGUCCGAGGAACUUGAUUGUGGUGGGCAUCAAAAAGUAGGAGGUUGGUUACUCUUCAUUCGUCCCAACCUGCGAUCGCUCCAAGUUGGGGGCGGUAAGAUCAAGAUGAUAGGUUGAUAUCAGACACCUUUGUUGGGAACGGCUGCCGAGCCACCAUGUCCCCUCGUCAUGAUCUUUUGUCAUGAUCUUCGACCAAUAUGACUCAUCAUGCUGCUUUGUCAUGUUCCAGCGAUCAUGAAAACAC